Messenger RNA from Microthlaspi erraticum, 606 nucleotides. NCBI's taxonomy places the organism in Eukaryota, Viridiplantae, Streptophyta, Magnoliopsida, Brassicales, Brassicaceae. The record is from the annotation of a GenBank genome assembly.
AUGAUGAUCAAGUAUUCAAGUGAAGCGAAGACCGUAUAUCUAUAUUCCCUUCUCUCUGAAUUGUGGAUAGAUAAGAACACUGGUCGUCUCUGUUUAUCAUUUUCUUCAAAGGCACUAAGGAUUACUAGAAUUGACGAUCGGAGAUACUGGAGUCGAAUCCCAACCGAUGAAUCCAGGUUCCAGUCAGUAGCAUAUGUGCAACAGGUAUGGUGGUUUGAAGUAGGAGGAGAGUUUAAGAUCCAGUUUCCAUGUGGAACAUACAGUCUCUUCUUCCGUAUCCAGCUUGGUAAAACAUCCAAGAGACUUGGCCGGAGGAGAAUCUGCAACUCUGAGCACAUUCACGGAUGGGACAUCAAGCCUGUGAGGUUCCAGCUCGCGACUUCAGACAACCAACGAGCUGUUUCGCUCUGUUAUCUGGACAACAACCCCGGGAACUGGAGUCAUUACCAUGUUGGGGAUUUCAAAGUGGAAAAUCCAGAUAUAGAAACAGGAAUCAAAUUCUCCAUGACUCAAAUCGAUUGCACUCACACUAAAGGUGGGCUGUGCGUAGACUCUGUUUUUAUAUUACCUAAAGAAAGUGCAGAAGAAGUCAUUCGAUCAAAAUAG